Molecule: messenger RNA, 1835 nt
Organism: Cladocopium goreaui
Lineage: Eukaryota; Dinophyceae; Suessiales; Symbiodiniaceae
Source: the annotation of a GenBank genome assembly
AUGGCAACUGCUUUGGCGUAAUAUCUUGAUGACAUAUCCUCGUUCUCUGCAUGGAGGUCCGAAUGGAGGUGGACGUGAACGUUAUUUCCCCCCCACCCUGUCGCUGUAACUUCACACAUCGCCGGACCUGGGAUGGAGAUGUCUUACCCGAGUUAGGCCACCUUGGCCACCUUGGCUCCCUUGGCUCCCGUGGCCCAUUUUUUUUGGUUUGACGCUAGGCACUAGCGGGACUAGGUCCCUCUCGGACCCUUCUUACGUGAAUUCGGGCUUUGCCUUCCCGCUGUGGAGCUUCUCUUGCAGAGACUGUCCAAAGGGCAUUGAUUUUAGCAGCGCUGUGCAUUGUGAUAUUUGCGAGCAGAAAAAAAACACAGUUCAUGCAAUUCAUUGCUUUGCAUUUGUUUUAAGAGUUUCAGCAUGUUUCAGCACACAAGCUACUUGUUGCAUCUUGUUGCGAAGAUGUCACUUUGCUUUUACUGCUUCAGUCAAGUUGCAUGCUGCACGGAUCUCUUCGAAUGCCUGAGCACCUGAACUCUGAAUGUCAAGAAUGACACUGUCAGGUGCUUCAUGGUGCUUAACGGGCUUAACAGUCUUAACAUCCGUGUCAUUUUCUGCUUGUACCAGUUCGACGAAGGAGUUUUCUUCUUUUUUGAAACCAAAACUGCCAUCAUUUGAACAUGGCUGGGAACGCAGCUGCAGCAGCUUUACUCAAGGAAGAUGCUCCUGAUCUGUACCUGCCAACGCCUGCAACGAAUUCAGCAGCCUUCGAGCGUCCUUUUCAAGGUGGCCAGAAGAAUUCGCUUGACGCGACAGCACAAAGACCUGUUCGGGAAGGGACGGAAAUCCGACAAAGAAGCUGCUGUCGCCUUGUCAAGGGAGUUGCGGUUUUGAUGAUGCCGGCACUGCUGAUCUGGAACGUCUAUGAUCUAGGGAUGAGAUUGCGAGGCAAAAAGCGAGACUUUGAUAUCAAGCAAAGCUAUGCCCGCAGGCAUGAAAUCGAACGUGAGCUACGUGUCAAAGUGCCAAGCUUGUCUGACUUUGACAUUGGAAAGAUUUCUGCUGCCAUUGACAAGCACGAGAACUUUGACAGGCCAUCAAGCCUGCGGGUGAGUGUUGGUCUCUUGGAUUCGAAGCUGACGCUACAGUCGUUCCAGCAAGGUGGCAGCAAAAAAGUGGUGCAAAACUACCCAAGGACAAAGGCUUUGGAAAAGGCUCUCAAGGAUAUCAUUCAUGAACAGCAGGAGACUUUGUUUCCAGUCAGGAAAGAGAUCAAUGCUGCGUACAGGAAGUUUUUCAUUGGUUUUCCAAGCAUCAAUGGCAGGCCGUGUGCCAUCCCAGCGUUGAACACGGAGUUGGAUUCGACAAAUUCAACUGAAUUGCAAAAGCAACUGUUAGAGGACUUUCGACUACGAUUUAUUGGGUUUGAACAGUAUUUGAGGAAGAGAAAGCGAGAUGUGCAGCAGGUGCUGAGAAAAGAAUGGAUGCCAAUGGAACUGCGACGCGCUUUUCUCGCUUUCGACCUGUUGUGCAUGAAGAGUGAAUGGUUGUCGCCAUGGUACAGGCUUCCGAGUUCUCAUGAUGGGCGGAAUCGGGCAGGUGCCUGGCUUCGACGAGACCCAGGACUCAGGUCUCCAGCUGUACGAAUUGGCGAAGCAGAGCAGCCUUUGUCUCUUCGCUUUCAGAGAGCAUUGCCAUGGCGAUUGAGGCAACUGCUGCCACAGACUUCAGCCUCGGAGCCACAGUGAAACCGACAAAAGACAGAACAAGUUCGAAGGAGAAAGUUAUCUCGCAGCCGAAAAAGCAACAAGAUGUGUGUGCGUGUGUGCUAGGGAUGAUCU